Messenger RNA from Bursaphelenchus xylophilus (pine wood nematode), 2102 nucleotides. NCBI's taxonomy places the organism in Eukaryota, Metazoa, Nematoda, Chromadorea, Rhabditida, Aphelenchoididae. The record is from the annotation of a GenBank genome assembly.
AUGGCCAAGAAGAUCGUAGAAUAUCUCGGCUGCGCCUGCAAAGCGCGAGCUAGAACUCUCAGGAAUUGGUAUGUGGCCUAUGUCCGAAUAUACAAAUUUUGAAUUAAAUCUGAACGUCUAACUUGCAGUAUUUUUCUUGUUGGUUGACUGAAUCUCAAAAAUGAAAGAACAAAGUCCUGAUUGCAAGAUUCUUUCCAAGAUUACUUGGCUCUAAUUUGCAAGAUUAUUGAUAUAUAUAUCUAUGCCAACCCACCAUUUUUUAAUCAUAACAUGACCAGAAAGAAGGGCAAAAUACGCUUACUAAUCCGUUAUUCUUAGCUAGCUUAACUAUGUUGCCUUAUAAGAAAAUACCGCCCUCGAAGAUUGCGUAUAUAAAUCCGGGGUUAGGAGGUGAAUACGUAUUUUAAAAUUUUCCUACCGUACUCCAGCAGCCCCAAAAUGACUUGGCAAGAGACUGCAGCCAUGAUACUGCCGUAUUACGAUUGCACAACAUCGGCGAUCUCAUACGUUCUAAACGUUUUGGUAAUCUAUUUGGCAAGGACUCAGAUGAGCAAGAGCACGGCCGAAUACAAAGUCAUCAUCUUACUCAAUUGCGGGGUGGAUCUGAUUUUCUCAAGUAUUAACUUGAUGACCGAGACCGUAAGUUAUGUUAAGCUGAAUGGAAUCAUAUUUCACACGUGUUUAGAGUAUUUUCAUACCAUAAUAUAGGCGGUUUAGAACUAUAGAACAGAAUGCCAAAAAUUGGCGGGAAAUUGAAAAUUUGAAUUUUUAAAUCUUUUUACGUUCCUAAAAUGACAAAAUACGUUUGCCGAUGACACAUAGCUUCGCAAAUCACCAAAAAAUUGUGUUGCAACAGAAUGCCAUAAAGUCAGGAUUUCGUUUCAAAACUCAAACCAAACAUCAUUUUUAACCUACAAUUUAUUGAAAACUGCAUUUUCAGGUCGCAGAAGUUCAAGACGGCAAUCUUUUUUUACUAAGCACCAGUUUUCUCGGUGAUGUUCCUCAACCCUACGCGGCAAUGAUUACUUUCACAUGGCUAUGGUCUCUAUUGCUCACCGUGGUUACCGUGCCCAUCCAAUUCCUCUACCGCUACAGUCAGCUAUGCCUCCGGAACCCAAUCACAACCAAGCAAUACUUCCUCAUUUACGGUGGAUUUAUUUUGGCGUUGGUGUUGCACUGUGCGGCGGGGAAUUUGGUAUUUGAAACAAAUCCAUUGGUGCUGAGGAAAUACGAACAUUUGAUGAGACGGAAUCCAAUGUUCGAAAAACGCAUGCCCGUUUUUACGUUGGGAGUCAAGGUGAGAAUUUUUGGAGUACUAAAGUGGUACCGUUUGGAGCCAUUAGAUUUUGAUGAAAAGAUCGUUGAAUAUCUCGCCUGCGCUUGCAAAUGGAGAGCUAAAAUUUUUAGGAACUGAUUUAUAGUCCAUUUAGAGUAACCAUGAGAAAUUUGAGAAAAAUUGGGCCAUUCAAUUUGGAGGAUUUUUCCUUGUUAAGUUGAUCUCCUUACUACAACAAAAAGCUUCGAAAACCAAUAUUUUUGUGGGUAUAUCAGUAUUUGCUGUAUAUGGGGUUGAAAAAGACACUAUUUGGCCUAAUAUAAAUAAAUUUUUGGCCAACCUUUGUUCUUCAGGACUCUCCAAUCCAAGCCCUUCACAUGUUGAACUGCAUGGUCAUUGUUAUCACUGCCUAUUCGAUCGUAAUUUAUUGCGCAGUCAAGACCUUGAGACAUCUGAAACACACCGCCAAGUCUUUGUCAAAGAGCACACUAGCCGCACAGAAGCAGUUGACCAUCAUCAUGUUCGUGCAGGUACGGAAAAACCGACCCUUCGGACAUUACUUUAGGCGACGAAUCCGCUUUUCAUGCUGAAUUUCCCAAUUUGUCUGGCUUGCGUCCUAACUCUGCUCAACCUCAAUGUCAACGGAAUCUCGUAUUUCAUGGCGCCGGUUGUGGCUUUCAUACCGAUUUUGAAUCCGCUCUGCGUAAUCCUCGUGAUUCCCAGCUUCCGGAGAUUCGUUUUUUGCCAAAAGAGAGGCAAAAAUAAAAGAGUUGGAUCAACCACUGAUGCGACAUUGAUGAGAAAUUCUAUUUCCGCUAUAAGCUAA